AUGGCACAACUUCAUGGGACGCCCAUCAUUAAACUGCGAUUGGUUUACCGCUUUCUAUCACGCUCCGAGACAGCCGAUUCCGAAUCACUGACUGGUGAAGGCGGAGAUGGACAAUUGCCGAAUACAAAGAACAGAAAAAAUGGAGGAUGGUUUUCAUCCGGGGAUGAAAGCUUUUUCGGAAUGUCACGGACGCAACGAAUUUUCGCCUUCUUUCUCUCACUGCUGGGCUCAAUAUUUGCUUCUCAACGGUAUGCCUUGAUUCCU
This is a messenger RNA of Cooperia oncophora, 264 nucleotides long. The record is from the annotation of a GenBank genome assembly. NCBI's taxonomy places the organism in Eukaryota, Metazoa, Nematoda, Chromadorea, Rhabditida, Trichostrongylidae.